GGCGCGACAUUCAUGACCAUUAAUACUUUCUACGGACUUUCUAUCGACAACUACAUAAUUUUCCAUUCAUAAGUCAAGUUAGAUAGGGAAAAUGCCUCCUGCUUAUGAUGAAGAGGAAGGAAUGGGACCUCUUGAAAAAGGUCGGCAUCGAUACCAGAAGAAGAACUACCAGGGCGCAUUAGCAGCAUUCGCAGAGGCAGUGAAAAUCAGUACUGGCUAUCUAUUGCUCACUGCUUUGGAUCAUCGCAGUGCUACAUAUGAGAAGUUGGGUCAAUUACAACUGGCUCUUAAAGAUGCGAAGGAAAUGCUUGAACUGAAACCAGAACUAUCUAAAGGAUAUCUCCGAUGCGGGAAAGUUUUACAACUCAAAGGAGAGCGUCAACUGGCCUUGAAAAUCUACGAGCGUGGCCUCAGAAAGGUCAAAGUCGACACUGACAAAGAUCGGUUAAUCCUCCAAGCAAUGUUCAAUAAGUUACAAAAGUCGCUAGCUCCUAGUAAAACUCUAGAUCCCCUCUCAUACCUACCCUUUGAAUUGGCAGAAAUGAUAGCCCAGCAGCUCAGUAUACGAGACCGAAUGAUUUGUUUGGGUGUGAGCAAGUCAUGGAAGCGAGUAUUGGAAUCUUCUCAUAAGCUCUGGACCACCUUCGACACUACCAGUAGUAGAAGAAGUCUCCCUCAAAAAUCUUUGAGGGCAUAUCUGAAAAGAUCAAAUUACACCGUCGAUGAAGCUGAUAUUAGAUACGAUACUAUCGAUGCCGCGAAAUUGCAGUAUCUCAUCAGAACGUGUACGAAGUUGCGACGCCUUACAAUGCGCAACAUAAAUAAUGCUGUGAUCGGAGAGACCUUAACUUCAGCACUUCCCCUGGCAAAGUCAUUGCAAUAUUUGAAUUUGCAGAUGUUUCAAAUCUCUUUUCAGUCCGUUCUCGAAUCAUUACGGCAUGUGCAAGCAACUAUUGUAGAGGCAGUGUUUUUUGGAGUUCAUCAUACUCCCCGAGAUGCUGGUUGUAUCUGGCCGAAGUUAGAAAAAUUGCGCAACUUGGAUGUGUGCAAUGGAUUUCUUGGUAGUAUGAUAUUAUUGGGCAAUUUUAUCGAAUCAAUUCCUAAUGUUCAAAAAUUAUCGUUAACAGGAUUUGACUUGCAAAGUCUCUCUCCAUUGGACUUGGAUGGGCCCCUGAAGAGUCUGAAUUCUAUUUCACUCCAGUCGUGUGAUUUGAGAACGGUUCCAUUGCUCCCUUCAAGGCUCAAAGUUCUUCGUCUUCAUGACAACCUGCGGUUGUCAAAUCAAAAAGACAACAUUGUUGUUUUUCCCUUCUUGGAAACUCUCAACUGCUAUAAUACUGGACUCAGUGAUGAAUGGAUUGUUUCCGUUCUCAAAAAUGCCCCCAAUCUCAAGCAUCUAGACAUUGGAAGUCGCCUGGUCGGAGGUUACACCACCGCCCACCAGAAGUUUCCUGUAUGCGAAAAGGUCGUGGUAUUGAAUGUUAGCUAUUUACAGUAUGAUGAAAAGGACUUCAUACGUAUGGUGGAAAAAUGUCCAAAUCUGGAAAAGCUAAUUAUCUGUGGUACAAAGAUCACAGGUGUUGCGGUGAAGCAUUUUGUUACCCAAGGUAUUAAAUUUCUCGACGUAAAGGACUGUGAUAAAAUCAGUCCGGACGCUAUCGAAUAUGCUCGUGGGAGGGGUGUGGAAGUUAAAUUCAACUUUACUGAACCCACAACCGCGCCAAAUUACAGAGACCGAAUGAUAGCACUUUGAAGAGGGGUUGAGCUCGAACUGGGUCGGACAGUCUCGCACACUUCUACGUUGACGGAGGUAGAAGUUUGCAAGACAAUUCAUAAACAAAGUAAGGCUCCAACAGCUCGCUAGUUGUAUAUGCAUACUACCUUUCUACACCAUGUGAGCGAGAUUACAAUCUACUACCGCGAUACAAGUCAAUUGCUUUCGAUCAUAUUAAUCUCGAAGGUGUACGCAUGCCUUGCUUUCUUAUUGAAAAAGUCAUAUCCUCAUUCUACAAUCAUCUCCCCCCCUAUAAGCACACUAUUCUCCCACCAUGCACCUAACUUCCCUCAUCCGCAUAUCGCAUCGCGAAUGUAUACUAUACACUAUAAUACAAUUGUUCGUAGCUUAGCCUAGCUUCAUCCGCCUCGAUUUUCCAGUAGAGUUCUCUUUGAGGAAGUGUGAACGUGCUUGUUACCUCUCAGGACUUCGAUCCCUACGUACCCUUUCUUUUCAUAGUCUUUAUUUCCCCACACUCUGGAGUGAGGAGUGCGGAGCAACACUCUUGAAGUUUCGCGAAAUUUGAUUCCUGGGAUGAUUCGAGGACGUGGAUUUGGAUGGAUUAGGCGGUACGAUGGAUAGAUGGAUCUGUAGAUGGGAUGUGUGGAUGAUUUCAGGGGAUGUUUUUGUUUUGGGGGGAGAGGGGGAGAGGGGGAGAGGGUGGUGAGAUGGGAAGAGUAGCUAUGUUUAUAUAUUCUUUCCAUGCCCUUCCAGCUAGCGCGUUACAAUUGCAAUUGCAAUUGUAAUCGCAUAAUUGCAUAAUCCUAUAAUCUCACAGUCACA
Botrytis cinerea B05.10 is the source of this 2557-nucleotide messenger RNA. RefSeq lists its product as hypothetical. Bases 92 to 1753 code for a protein of 553 amino acids. The record is from RefSeq and is a predicted model, not a curated record. Gene Ontology annotation, molecular function: Hsp90 protein binding. The transcript has 6 exons. NCBI's taxonomy places the organism in Eukaryota, Fungi, Ascomycota, Leotiomycetes, Helotiales, Sclerotiniaceae.